Acanthosepion pharaonis is the source of this 804-nucleotide messenger RNA. Lineage: Eukaryota; Metazoa; Mollusca; Cephalopoda; Sepiida; Sepiidae. The record is from the annotation of a GenBank genome assembly.
AUGUCAGUCUUUUCAUUAUCUAUCUAUCUGUUUUUCUUUCUUUCUGUCUUUCUUUCGUUGUCAAUACAUAUUCCAUCAGUCUUUUCUUUCUUUUUUUUCUUUCUUUUUUUUUCUUUCUUUCUUUCUUUGUUAAUUCAUGUUACAUCAGUAUAUUUUUCUCUUUCUUUCCUUCUUUCCUUCUUUCUUUCUUUCUUUCUUUCUUGUCAAUUCCCUUAUUCUACCAAUUUUUUCUUUCUUUAUUUCUUUUCUUUCUUUCUUUCUUUCUUUCUUUCUUUCUUUUUCUCAUUCGUAUAUUCUAACAAUCAUUUUCAUUCUUUACUUAUCUAUCUAUCUAUCUAUCUAUCUAUCUAUCUAUCUAUCUAUGUUCAUAUCUAUGUCAGUUUUUUCAUUAUCUAUCUAUCUAUCUAUCUAUCUUUUUUCUUUCUUUCUGUCUUUAUUUCUUUCAUUGUCAAUACAUAUUCCAUCAGUCUUUUCUUUCUUUCUAUCUUUCUUUCUUUCUUUCUGUCUUUGUUAAUACAUAUUACAUCAGUAUAUUUUUCUUUCUUUCUUUCCUUCUUUCUUUCUUUCCUUCUCUCUUUCCUUCUUUCUUGUCAAUUCCCUUAUUCUACCAAUCUUUUUCUUUCUUUAUUUCUCUUUCUUUCUUUCUUUCUUUCUCCAUUCAUAUAUUCUAACACUCAUUUUCAUUCUUUACUUAUCUAUCUAUCUAUCUAUCUAUCUAUCUAUCUAUCUAUCUAUCUAUCUAUCUAUCUAUGUUCAUAUCUAUUUAUGUCAGUCUUUUCAUUAUCUAUCUAUCUAGCUAGCUAG